AUGGCUACUGCAGCAGCAUUUUCUAACGUUGAUGAUUAUGAAUGUUGCGUAUUAUGUUCAAGUAAAUAUAAUCGUAAUCGACCAUCAUUUUGUCAAUGUAAGCAUUGUUCUAUACCAUUAUGCCUGGACUGUAUGAAAGAACAUCACGAUGAAGUUUUGCAGGAUGUUGCUCAAAUUUCUCAUCAAUAUAAUGAAUUACAAGAAUUAAUACAGACAAAACAAAAAAUGAUUGUUGAUGAAACAAAUAAAUCAAUCGAAGAUGUCAAUGAAUAUUUUAAGACGUACAUCAAUGAAUUACUUGAAAUACAACAGGGAAUCAAUUUGAAUAUCGAAAUAGCAAAACAAGAUGCACAAGAUAAUAUACUUAAAAUCGACUCAGAUCUACGCAAACUUGGUAUCGAAAUUCAAGGCUUGACUAAAGAAAACAUUGCUCAAACAAUAAAAAUGAAAAAUCUAUUAACAAACCUCAAAUCCAUUGAAAAAUCAGUCAUUACCUAUCAAAUCAUAAAAACUGAGAAUUUAUUGAAGACAAAACCUGAUUUCUCGAUCAAGUUUGAUUGUUCAACAGUUAUUUCAGGAUGUACUGCUCAAUCUCUACCUAUCGAGACGAAAGAAAUGUCUCUACUAGAGUCAAAAGAAUUAUCGUCUGAAAUUAGUCCAUUAAAUAUGUCACCACAGUCUGCUACACAACAGAAAUUAGUAGACCAACAUGAAAAAGUUAAUAUUCCGCACAAUUAUGAUUGCUACUAUACUAUCCCUCACAAUCAUAGACAAACAACAUACAUUAUUAAUCGAAUGGCAAGCGAUGGAGAAAAUAUAAUGUAUACAAGUUAUUGCGAAGAAGAAUCCGAUCUCAUUGCAUACAGCCGCAUGGACAAUAUUGAUAAAUACAGAGAGUGGAAUCAAUCGCGCAUCAGUGAUAUGAUAUGGUGGAGUAGUAUUGCCAAGUUUAUCUGUGCUACCGAAGAAGGAAUUUUUACUGUGAAUUAUAUAAACGAGAAACUUAGGAUUUUAAGUGUUAUGCGCGAUAAGUGGUCAUAUGUUCGUGCAGCAGCAAAUACUGAUUAUCUCUUCAUAUGGAAGAACUCUAUCCAAGAUAACUUUAAUGGUAUUGAAGUCUAUUCUACGGAAUUUGAGUGUAUCAGAACAAUCGAUUUUGAUGAUCGUCGAACUGGAUCUUUCGUGAAUAAUAGUUCCAGCUUUUGUGUAACAAAUAAUGUUGUUGCAUCAAUUUGUACUCGUAUGCGGAAGAAUCGUGAACUAUUUCAGGUUACUUUCUGUGAUUUGAAUAUGAAUGAAUUAAAUUAUAUUCUUCUUGGGGAAUGUAAAUGCAAUAUCGAAAUUCGCACCGACGGAAAGGAUCGAUUCUUCAUCACAACAGGACAACGACGAUUUUAUAUUCUCUAUUCUGAUGGUAAAAUGCAAACGGUCAAUCUUCAAAAUAAUGGUGAUUGUAUUGCUGUUCUUCAUAAUCGACGCGUUGCCGUUAGCGAUAGACGUAACAGUAUGGAAAUCAUAAAUUAUUAA
Rotaria sp. Silwood1 is the source of this 1527-nucleotide messenger RNA. Lineage: Eukaryota; Metazoa; Rotifera; Eurotatoria; Philodinida; Philodinidae. The record is from the annotation of a GenBank genome assembly.